AUGUACGCGAUCGCGCAGUCGAAAACGGUCAUCCAUGAAGUUCUGCAACAAAAUUCUAACGACGGCCUGUCUCCCCUCUUCUAGCUCGAGGAAACCGAUGCGAACCGGAUCAACUACGAUAUCUACGUGACGCCGGUGAUGACGGUGCCGGCCGGUGGGAACCGGUUGCGGGCGAAGAACCCGCUGCUGGCGUGGCUGUCAACUGUGCUGUACCACAAACCCGGACCGCCGCCGUCCGACGUGGGCACGACCGCGAAGCCUCCACCACGUGACUGUCCACAGUGCUCUUGUGGGCGAGGCAAAACGAGCUCCCGGAUCGUCGGAGGAGACGCGGCCGACGUGAAGGAAUACCCGUGGAUAGCGAUGCUGCUGUACCGGGGAACCUUCUACUGCGGCGGCUCACUAAUCAACGACCGCUACGUGCUGACGGCGGCCCACUGUGUGCUGAGCUUCGUUCCGGCGCAGCUCCUGGCGAAGCUGUACGACGUCGAGCGGUCCGAGAUGGUCACACGGAGCGUUGCGCGGCUCCACGGCCACGAGCGGUUCAAUUUGGACACGUUCAACAACGAUAUCGCGCUGGUGAAGCUGCAGGCCCCGGUCGAUGCCGGCGGCGGCGGAAGCUUCAUCCCGGUGUGCCUGCCGGGGUCGGGGCGCAGCUUCACCGGCCACAACGGCACGGUGAUCGGGUGGGGUAAGCUCGGAAAUGGCAGCCUUUCGCAAGGACUACAGAAGGCCGUCGUGCCGAUCAUGAGCAACGCCCAGUGCCGGAAAUCCAACUACCGGGCGUCCCGGAUCACGGACAACAUGCUGUGUGCCGGGUAUGCCGAGGGUGGCAAGGAUGCCUGUCAGGGUGACAGCGGUGGACCGCUGAACGUCGGCGACAGCAACUUUCGCGAGUUGGUCGGAAUCGUCUCGUGGGGCGAGGGUUGCGCCCGGCCGAACUACCCCGGGGUCUACACGAGGGUGACGCGGUACCUGCCCUGGAUCCGGGCGAACACUCGGGACGCGUGCACCUGCGAACGGGCCGCCACCUAUUGGUCGGUAGAAUUGGCACUGAAAAUGGCGUCCGCUGCGUUGCGGUGGCUGGCGAUCGUCCUGGCGACUUCUUGGGGCGGCCUGCUGACAACACGGAGCGAGAGCCUGACGGUGCCGGGGCGGAUUGCGUGGAACGACAGUUUGCUGAUCGAUCCGGACGGGUUCGUCGGGAAGGCGCCGCUGCUGAACAGUGGCGUCUGGACGUGGAUCACCACCAUCUUCGGGAUGCCGGUGUUCAGUGUGUUCGCGUAUCGGGCCGCGCCGCGCAACUGUCCGCAAUGCUCGUGCGGUACGGGGAGCAACAACUCGAAGAUCGUCGGAGGCCAGGAGGCCGAGAUCGGGCGGUACCCGUGGAUGGUGGCGCUGUACUACAACAAUCGGUUCAUCUGCGGUGGUUCGCUGAUCAACGACCGGUAUGUCCUGACGGCGGCCCACUGCGUGUUCGGGAGCGAUCGGUCGCGCUUCCGGAUCAAGUUCCUGCUGCACGACCGGCACGACCCGCCGGAGGGUUCGUUCGAGCGGAAGGUAUCCUACAUCAUGACCAACUGGUUCCUGAACGUGCUCGUGUUCAUCACGAACGAUGUGGCGCUGCUGAAGCUGAGCGAACCGGUUCCGCUCGGUGACACGGUGAUUCCGGUCUGCCUGCCACCGGAAGGCACCAGUUACGCCGGGAACGAGGGCAUCGUGACGGGGUGGGGCAAGCGGGGCGACGGCACGUUCCCGGUGCAGCUGCAGGAGGUGCACGUGCCGAUCCUCGCCAACCAGGAGUGCCACAACCGGACGCAGUACUACCGGUUCCAGAUCAACGAUCGCAUGAUGUGCGCCGGGAUUCCCGAGGGUGGCAAGGACUCCUGCCAGGGUGACAGCGGCGGCCCGCUGCACGUGUACGAUCCGGACGCGAACCGGUUCGUGAUUGCCGGCGUGGUCUCGUGGGGCUUCGGGUGUGCCCAGCCGCGCUUCCCCGGGAUCUACGCCCGAGUCAAUCGGUUCAUGUCGUGGAUCAACUUCAACACCCGCGACGCCUGCGUGUGCCACACCUGCUUGUCGGAUCCUUGCAUUGUUACCGCCGCCAUCACCAUGGUCCUGGGAGCUCGCAACACAGUGCCACUCGCCGCCGUUCUGCUGGCGGCGAUGGUCGGCCAUCUUCUCGCUGCACCGGCCACCGACGACUCCUGUGAUUGUGUGUGCGGUGUCGGAGGGCGCACCAAUCGGAUCGUCGGGGGCACGGAAACGGUAGCGCACCAGUUUCCCUGGCUGGCCGGGCUGUUCCGGCAGGGCAAGCUGUACUGCGGAGCGUCCGUGGUUUCGCGCAACUUCCUCGUCACGGCGGCUCACUGCGUCAACUCGUUCGAGCCGAGCGAGAUCAGGGUGUACCUCGGGGGUCACAACAUUGCCAAAGACUACACCGAGCUGCGGCGGGUGAAGCGCAUCAUCGACCACGAACUGUUCGACAUCUUCACGUUCAACAACGAUAUCGCGCUGCUGGAACUGGACAAGCCACUGCGCUACGGUCCCACGAUUCAGCCGGCCUGUCUCCCGGAUGGCAGUGUGGCGGAUUUCACCGGCUCGCUCGGUGUGGUGGCCGGCUGGGGACGGAUCGAGGAGAAGCGCCCGCCCUCGAAGACGCUCCGGGCGGUCGAGGUGCCCAUCUGGUCGCAGGAGCAGUGCCUGGAGGCAGGCUACGGCAGCAAGAAGAUCUCCGGUAACAUGAUGUGCGCCGGAUACCACGACGGCCAGAAGGACGCGUGCCAGGGUGAUAGCGGUGGCCCGAUGCACAAGAUGGGCCCGCUCGGUAGCAUGGAGGUGAUCGGGGUGGUCUCGUGGGGCCGAGGCUGCGCUCGGCCCAACCUACCCGGCAUCUACACGCGCAUCGUCAACUACCUGCCCUGGAUACACCAGAAGCUCGCCGGCGAGUGCCUCUGCCCGCCGAAGGACGUUGCCCGGCGGCUAGUCGUGGUGCACCAUAAGUUGGUGCCAAAGGGUAGAACAGACAAUAACGAAGAUUUCCUGCAGCGGCCGCAGCGGAGCAAGUGCAAUAUGCUGCCGGGACAGAUGGGCGGGGGCCGGUGUGUGACAGUGUCCUUGCUGGCCGUCCUCUGUUGGCUGGUGUCCGGUGGCGGAGCUGAGACCGUCGGCCGGUGGAACGGGACCGGACUGAUCCUUCCGAGCCGUAGCGGGCGGUUCCUGUUCGACACACUGUUCGGGUUGAAUACCGCAGCCUUCUCGUUGGACGAUGACGACGAUCUGACGAGCAAUCAGGUGAAAAGCUGUGAUUGCGAGUGUGGAGCGGCCAAUCAGGAGAUCAGGAUCGUCGGGGGGCGCCCCACCGGCGUCAACCAGUAUCCGUGGCUGGCAAGGCUCGUGUACGACGGUCAGUUCCACUGCGGUGCGUCGCUGCUAACGCGGGACUACGUCUUGACGGCGGCCCACUGUGUUCGCAGGUUGAAACGAAACAAAAUCCGCGUCAUUCUGGGUGACUACGAUCAGUUCGUGGCGUCGGAGACGCCGGCGAUUAUGCGCGCGGUCACGGCCAUCGUCCGGCACCGGAGCUUCGAUCAGAACUCGUACAAUCACGACAUCGCGCUGCUCAAGCUGCGCAAACCGGUGGACUUCACCAAAACCAUCCGGCCGGUGUGCCUGCCGAAGGAACGCAGCGAACCGGCCGGCCAACUCGGCACGGUGGUGGGCUGGGGCCGAACGUCCGAGGGGGGCACGCUGCCGGCCCUGGUGCAACACGUGGACGUGCCGAUCUUGACGUUGGACCAGUGCCGUAGCAUGAAGUAUCGAGCCUCCCGUAUAACCUCCAACAUGCUGUGUGCCGGCAAGGGCAAGCAGGACUCGUGCCAGGGCGACUCGGGCGGACCGCUGCUGGUGCGGAACGGGGACAAGCACGAGAUCGUCGGAAUCGUCUCGUGGGGCGUCGGGUGCGGCCGGGCCGGCUACCCAGGAGUCUACACGCGGGUCGCCCGCUAUCUUCCGUGGCUGCGCGCCAAUCUGGACGACACCUGUCUCUGCUCCAAAGAUCCCGGCAUGGAGGGAUCCGUUUCCGGUCGAAUUAAUUUCACCGCACGUCGGCCGCUGCUGCUGCUGGCGGUGGUCGCGGUAGUGCUGCUGGGUGUCGGUGGCGCCACCGCGAAAGUGCAGGCCCACGGCAAGUACGAGAUGCUGGCGACGCCCAACAAAAACACCGACGAGCGGAGCAUCGUCGACAACAUGAAGAUGCUGUUCGGUGCGGGAAGCAAUAGAGCCCCGGCUCACGAUACGCCUGCCAGUGCCUGUAGCUGCCGAUGCGGCGAGCGGAACGACGCGUCCCGGAUCGUUGGCGGGCAGGUGACGGGCGUGAACGAGUUCCCGUGGAUGGCCCGGCUCAGCUACUUCAAUCGGUUCUACUGCGGCGGCAUGCUGAUCAACGACCGCUACGUUCUGACGGCGGCCCACUGCGUCAAGGGCUUCAUGUGGUUCAUGAUCAAGGUGACGUUCGGCGAGCACAACCGGUGCGACGAGUCGAUGCGGCCGGAAACGCGCUUCGUGCUGCGGGCGAUCGCGCAAAAGUUCAGUUUCCUCAACUUCGACAACGACAUCGCGCUCCUGCGGCUGAACGAUCGCGUGCCGAUAACGGACUUCAUUCGCCCGAUCUGCCUCCCGUCGGACCCAGCGAACGCGUACGUCGGCACCAAUGGCACGGCGACCGGCUGGGGCACGCUGAAGGAGGACGGCAAGCCGUCGUGCGUCCUGCAGGAGGUCGAAGUACCGGUCCUGUCGAACGAGGUCUGCAGCACGCAGACCAACUACACGGCCUCGAUGAUCACCGACAACAUGAUGUGCGCCGGGUACCUGGGCGUCGGCGAGAAGGACUCCUGCCAGGGUGAUUCCGGUGGGCCGCUCGUGGCGGCCCGCGAAGACAAGCGGUACGAACUGAUCGGUGUCGUUUCGUGGGGCAACGGAUGCGCCCGGCCCUACUACCCCGGGGUGUACACGCGCGUCACGCGCUACCUCGACUGGAUCCGCGAGAACUCCAAGGAUGGCUGCUUCUGCAACGAAUGA
Messenger RNA from Anopheles cruzii, 5079 nucleotides. RefSeq names its product transmembrane protease serine 9-like. The transcript is spliced from 20 exons. Gene Ontology annotation, molecular function: serine-type endopeptidase activity. Gene Ontology annotation, biological process: proteolysis. The record is from RefSeq and is a predicted model, not a curated record. NCBI's taxonomy places the organism in Eukaryota, Metazoa, Arthropoda, Insecta, Diptera, Culicidae.